CACACCUCCAUGGACACGGGGACCCCACAGAGACCAUCAUAUGCUGCAAGUGAGCUGGCUAUGCAUUCAUCAAGCAGAUAAUUUACCUUUCAAUCAAAAAGAGCUGGUCACACACUGGAACGCACUUUUUUUGUUGAAAACUUUAUUUCAGAACCCCCUGCUGCAGAGAGAGAGAGAGAGAGAGAGAAAAGCAACCCACUUCGGGCUGAUUGUGGAUUAGAUGCAUGUCAAUGAUUCGGAGGCUUUUCUAGGCUGAGGCAAGGACCCAAAAGGAUAUACUGAGGAAUAAAUCAACUAGAAGAAGCGAAAAAAGUUUCCUCCAUCAUUAUGCCGAGGUACAACUUCUUCCCAUGCUUACUGGCGCUCAUCUUCCUGGGACUGUCAGGGAGCGACGAGCCCAAUCUACUGCUGCCUCCUACCAGCGAGCCGCCCACGGACGCGGGGCUGUCUCUGCUGGACGAGGACGCUGGCUCCCACGAGUGCUCCGCCUGCGUUUGGAGGGAGCAAAGUAAGGUGCUGCGGCUGGAGACCAUCAAGUCCCAGAUCCUGAGCAAGCUGCGCCUGAAGCAGGCGCCCAACAUCAGCCGGGAGGUGGUCAACCAGCUGCUGCCCAAGGCGCCCCCGCUUCAGCAGCUCCUGGACCACCACGACUUCCAGGGAGACGCGUCGGCCCAGGACGAGUUCAUGGAGGAGGAUGAGUACCACGCAACGACGGAGUCCGUGAUCACCAUGGCCUCGGAGCCUCGAGCCCGGCCUCCCCCACCAUCCUCUCCGCUCCCUUGGGACCGGCUGAGAGACAAAGAGGGAGCGGGGCCGGGUUUGGAUGGGAUGUUUGAGGGGAACUGGUUCAAGCAGCCCCACACCAACUGGGGAAUCGACAUCAACGCCUUUGAUGAGAGCGGCAAUGACCUGGCAGUUACCUCGCUACGACCCGGGGAGGAGGGGCUGCAGCCGUUCCUGGAGGUGAAGGUCCUUGAGACCACCAAGCGUUCUCGGAGGAACCUGGGCUUGGACUGCGACGAGCACUCCACCGAGUCUCGCUGCUGCCGCUACCCUCUGACCGUGGACUUCGAGGCGUUCGGCUGGGAUUGGAUCAUUGCCCCCAAGCGUUACAAAGCCAACUACUGCUCCGGCCAGUGUGAGUACAUGUUCAUGCAGAAGUAUCCGCACACCCACCUGGUGCAGCACGCCAACCCACGCGGCUCCGCGGGGCCCUGCUGCACCCCGACCAAGAUGUCCCCGAUUAACAUGCUUUACUUCAACGACAAGCAGCAAAUCAUUCACGGCAAGAUCCCAGGGAUGGUGGUGGAUCGAUGUGGAUGCUCUUAGGCUGCAGAAGGAGAUACACACACUUAAGGUCAGCCCUCAUUAAACCACCCAAAACCCCUA
Gambusia affinis (western mosquitofish) is the source of this 1389-nucleotide messenger RNA. RefSeq names its product growth differentiation factor 11 (gene gdf11). Gene Ontology annotation, cellular component: extracellular region. Gene Ontology annotation, molecular function: cytokine activity; growth factor activity. NCBI's taxonomy places the organism in Eukaryota, Metazoa, Chordata, Actinopteri, Cyprinodontiformes, Poeciliidae. Gene Ontology annotation, biological process: SMAD protein signal transduction. The record is from RefSeq and is a predicted model, not a curated record. The transcript is spliced from 4 exons. The coding region runs from base 328 to 1329 and encodes 333 amino acids.